Molecule: messenger RNA, 1470 nt
Organism: Akanthomyces muscarius
Lineage: Eukaryota; Fungi; Ascomycota; Sordariomycetes; Hypocreales; Cordycipitaceae
Exons: 3
Coding region: 1-1470 (489 amino acids)
Source: RefSeq, a predicted model, not a curated record
AUGCAGCAAGUGCAUCUUGGUCGAGGCCCGCUCGGCCAUCUGGUCGUCAACCCAACAGAUGAGACACUGAAGGCAGUCUACGCGAGUGAACAUGCGGCACAGGAGUCAAUUCUGCUCAAAAGAUGUCCUGCAGAUAUCUGGCCGGGUGGGACAUCGUACACUUAUGGCUGCCCACGACCAAUUCUCAUGUACAAGCGCCACCACAACCAAUUGGUCCUCUUUCACGAGUCCAUCGUCAUUGCCAUAGCAGACAUUGUCAAAAGAUGGUUUGCAGACAAAGACGCGAGAUUCCCUGAGAGGAUGCCUCUGCUGAAAGAUGAAGAAGAACUUUUGCAGUGGCUGGAUACGCAAGUCGAACAGGGUAACCUUGCGCCCUAUUCGGCAGCGACUCUCGGAUCUUGGAGACCUGAUUUUCUCGUUGAAGACGACAAAGAUGACGAAAACUUUCGUCUUACUGAGAUCAAUGCCCGAUUCUGCUUCAAUGGCUUCAUGCACGGUAGCUAUGGACAGACGGCCCUCGAUGGCCUCGGUAUGGAGAAGUCAGGACUGGUCGGUGCCGCAGACGGAGAAGAGUUUUUCAACGGACUCCUCCGCCUCUUUCGCCAUGAUCGACCUCUCCAUCUUCUGAAGGGCGAAGAGCACGGGAUUGACAUUGGCAUGUUCAUUCAUGCUGUCCAGCUUCGCCUCGGCGUCACCCCGCGCCUGAUAACGCCCAGUGAUUUGAGAUUGAUUCCUGACCCCGAGGAUGCCAGUCGCACCAUACUCUGCUGCUUGGUAAAAUCGUCCCCAAACACUACAUCAACGCUAAAGUCGCUAAGCGGAGAGGCGGUGGAAGAGAUUCAUCAAGUCGGGCUGGAGCUUCGACAGCACGAGCUCGCCGCCCUGGAUCCCGAAGUGAUGCACCACAUCAGCCUGCGCUGCUUCAACGACAUGCGCACCAUCCUCCUGGUCCACGACAAACGCAUGCUGGGCAUUAUCCAGCAGGAGCUGCCGGCCAUGGUGGUCCGUGGCGUCCUGACGGUGGAGCAGGCGCAGGCGCUGGACAGAGGCAUCGCGGACACGGCUCUACCCGGGUCGCAGCGCAUGCAGGACCUGCUCCACCAGUCUCACGCCGAUCCCGCCGUCAAGGACGAAUACCUGCUGAAGCCGGUACGCGGCGGCAAGGGAGCGGGGAUCGUGUUCGGCGAGGACCUCGACGCGGACCAGUGGCUGGCUGCGCUCCGAGACCUGCAGAGCCCCCGCCUAAAUCCUGCAGGUGCCAGCUUCGUGGCACAGCGCAAGGUCGUGCAGCACAACUACGAGCUGGUGCUGAAGCACUCCGGGGAGGUGUGCACGCAGCCUCUGGUCGGGACGUACCACGCCGUGCACGGCGCGUACCUCGGGAUUGGCACUUGGCGCAGCAGCGGCGGUCGCAUUUGCGCCGUGAGCAGCGGAGGUGCCUGGAUCUGCUCCGUGAUUAGUCGCGAUUGA